GUCGCACGUCGCUCGUCCGUUUGAUUGCCUGCCGAUGCAACACCUGCAGCGACCCCACACAAGCUUCCUGAUCCCUGCCUGCUCUGAUCGACAGCUGUGCCGUCCGACUGUACAAGCUGUCACUGUUCCUUCGGAAUGCGGCUCCUCUCUUCUCUGGCGGCGCUCGCUCAAACUUCCGGCAUCAUCGCAGCCGCCCUUGCAGGCUCGUCUUACCAACAGCGAGACAGACUGAUCAAGCGAACACCAGCGCAGACUCACUACGGAGCCUACAACUGGUGCAGCGUUCGCCUUCAAUGGCACGAGAAGAGCGACAGCCUCGCCUUCCAGUUCGGACUGAUUUACGAUGUCCAGCUGCAGCGCUACACCCAGGUGAAUGGCGAGUUCGAGCACACAGACGUCUUCUUCGGUCAUGGAGAGGCUCAAUUUCGUUUCGUCAGCCCGAUCGGCCAGGAGCCUUUAUAUGAUAUCAGCUUUCAGGUCAGAUGGACACCGGAUGGUAACAUCUUCAGCUUCUGCGAUACAAGUGCCCGCAUUGACGGCAAAGAAACUCUCAUCUUCUUUCAUCCAAGCCUUUACGAAAUGACAUGCUCGUCAGUCGAAGGGCAAAGAGUUCCAAUUCCGAAGGGCCCGUGAUUCAAUGUCAGACUGAGAUGCAU
This is a messenger RNA of Mixia osmundae IAM 14324, 656 nucleotides long. RefSeq lists its product as uncharacterized. The record is from RefSeq and is a predicted model, not a curated record. NCBI's taxonomy places the organism in Eukaryota, Fungi, Basidiomycota, Mixiomycetes, Mixiales, Mixiaceae. The transcript is spliced from 4 exons. Bases 136 to 633 code for a protein of 165 amino acids.